AUGACCGACAAGCAUCCAAUAUUUGGUGUCAGCACUGAAAAUCCUCAAGAGCCUCGGCCGCUAGCAAUACCUACGUACAAGACGAAGUUGACUACACUACACAAUAGCACGGACGUCAAGAUUCCACUUCACGAGACUCCGGGCUCGUUCCGGGCUCGCCCUCGGUUCCCCACCCACAAGACCAAUUCCAGUCUUGUCCGCAGAAUCUAA
Colletotrichum lupini is the source of this 210-nucleotide messenger RNA. RefSeq lists its product as uncharacterized. The transcript has 2 exons. Bases 1 to 210 code for a protein of 69 amino acids. Lineage: Eukaryota; Fungi; Ascomycota; Sordariomycetes; Glomerellales; Glomerellaceae. The record is from RefSeq and is a predicted model, not a curated record.